Molecule: messenger RNA, 1433 nt
Organism: Amborella trichopoda
Lineage: Eukaryota; Viridiplantae; Streptophyta; Magnoliopsida; Amborellales; Amborellaceae
Product: senescence-specific cysteine protease SAG39
Biological process (GO): proteolysis
Molecular function (GO): cysteine-type peptidase activity
Source: RefSeq, a predicted model, not a curated record
UUUUAGACUGUUGCUACCACCUCAAGAACCCAGUUAACUGGUACUUAGUCACUGAGUUCAAGCUUGAGGACAUCAUACAUUCUCUCACUCUUCUCUUUAGCUAGUUGAAAACAUUCUCUCUGUAUAUAACUCACUAACUACUACUAAUGGCAAGGUUUAUUCCCCCAUUAUUCUGUUUCCUGUGUUUGGCCUUGUUUCAUGUGGGGUUUAGGUUCCCUUCAGCCUCGAGUCGCGCUCUCAACCCGCCCAACUUGUCCUUAAGGUUCGAGCAAUGGAUGGUGGACCAUGGUCGUGUGUACCAUGAUGACGAGGAGAAAGCUCAGCGCUUGGAAAUCUUCAAAGAGAAUAUUAGGUUUAUAGACUCUGUGAACAGAGAGAAUCGUCCCUACACUCUGAGUGCCAAUAAGUUUGCGGACCUAACUUAUGAAGAAUUCAAGGCCAUGUACCUGGGUCUUAAUGCUAAUGCUAGGGCCGACAGGGUCGCUGAGGCGACACUGUUCAGGUAUGAAAAUGGAUCGGUGCCAUCUGCCGUGGAUUGGAGACUGAAAGGUGCGGUGACUCCUGUCAAGGACCAGGGACAAUGUGGAUGCUGUUGGGCAUUUUCAGCUGUGGCAGCCAUAGAAGGCAUAACCAAGCUCAAGACUGGAAAUUUGUUAUCUCUCUCUGAGCAAGAGUUGGUGGACUGCGACAUCGAUGACGAUGACCAGGGCUGUAGUGGAGGCACCAUGGAUAACGCAUUCCAAUUCAUAGAGCACCAUGGCCUCACCACUGAGAAAAAAUACCCCUACCAAGCUGCUGAUGGUACCUGUAACAGCAACGCGUUGGCGUACCAUGUGGCCACCAUCAAAGGUUAUAAGGACGUUCCGGCAAACAACGAGAAGGCACUACAACAGGCCGUUGCUCAGCAGCCUGUCUCCGUAGGUAUAGAAGCAAGUGCUGCAUUCCAGUUCUACUCUGGUGGUGUCUUUACAGGUGAUUGUGGAACCAACUUAAAUCAUGGGGUCACAGCUGUUGGCUAUGGAAAAGAAGGUGAUGGCACCAACUACUGGCUGGUGAAGAACUCGUGGGGCCAGAGUUGGGGGGAGGAAGGGUACAUAAAGAUGCAGCGUGAUGUCCAUGCGGCUGAAGGACUUUGUGGAAUUGCGAUGAUGGCGUCAUACCCCAAUGCUUGAUCCCCAAUAAUUCACCUUAGUUUCCUUAAUAAUUGUUGCUUUUGGAGUGCUGCCUCUGUUUUGGGAUUCAAGCCCUCCCAAACAAACCUUGGGCAAGUUUGGGAUUCCUAACUUCGCAUCGAGUGUCUGGUGGCUGGUUUAGGCAGCUAUAGCUGAUCUUUGAUCCUGUCAUUUCUCUUAGCUGUAUUGGGCUUCAACUCUUCCUCAUUGUGCAUGUAAAAUUCUUUCUUUUCAAAGAAUUUCAUUGACUUGCAAAAACAA